UCUUCGUGAGUUAAGAAUAACGUUUACGUGUUAGAGAAAUUAAACGUGCAUGUGGCGCGUUCUUUUCAAAAAAAUAAAGUUCCAAAGCGACGUAUGUUAAAGCUUUGAUAAGAUUUGUCGGUGUGCGAAAGAGUCUUUUAAAUUUUUCUAUACAUCACAAAUUUCACUAGUGAAUCUAAAAGAUUAAAUUUGUGAAACCAUUGUCAUCAAGAUAGUUUAGAAAUGAGAAAAGUUAUGGAGAAACAACUAUCCUGGUUAGCCCUGAUUGUUACUACAUUUUAUUCAUUGCUUGGCAGUUGUCGGAGCCAAGAGUGCGGACACGAAAGGUUGGUGAGAUGCGGAAGGCCUUUCGAGAGAAUCAACACCAACGACUUGAGCUUCGUGACGAAGAAGGAGGAACUUCAACAGUUAUGCCCAGAUUUCGAGGCUGGCAUGAAGUGCAUUCAGACGUAUACGUUCGACUGCAUGGAAGAGAAACAAAGGGAGCACUUCAACUCGUUAUACGUGGGCACCAACAAGGUAGUCAUGGAGCUGUGUCAAGAUGGCCCUUAUCAAGACGAAUUUCUUCAACAUGCGCCAUGCAUGCAAAAAGUGCAACCUGAAUACGAGCUCUGCUACAAGAAAUACCAGAAAACCACUCAGGAAAUCGAAAGGAGAAAUCACACGAAUGGAUCUCUCAAAUCUCUGUGCUGUGGCUUCAAGGAAUUUUUGGAAUGCUCACACCAUACGGUCCGCCGACAAUGUGGCGAUGACACAGCUCGAUUUGCAAAGGAUUUCCUUGACAGAAUGUCAAGUUCGCUUCUCAGGGUACACUGCGCUCCGUAUACCGACGAGGUGUGCACGAUCGGAAAUAGCGGGAACGUGUACAGGAUUCAGGCUAUAGUGAUCGUGGUGGUGGCGGUGCUCGCGACAUACUUCACGUAAGCGAUUAAAUGGCACUCGUAGCCGGAAAAAGGGGACGAUUUCCGUGCAUCACGAGCGUCACGAUGCUGAAACCGGGGGCCCUCCGUUCGUUCUCCGCUUCAGAUUCGCCAGAGUAUUUUUUUAUUUUCCAACGAGCAACCAAGGAGAAAGAAAGGAGAUAGAAGAUAGAGAGAGAGGAAAGAGAAAAAGGAGAGAGAGAGAGAGAGAGAGAGAGAGAGAGAGAGAAAAGGAAGGGGGAGAGAAGAAAGAAAGAGGAUGGAAAGAGGCACGUGCAUGCGAACUCUGAGUGGGUCGAGAGUAUUAUAACUGGAAUGCGGGGAACGAGGGAUAAAAGAUGAAAGAGGGAGAUGAAGAGGAAAAGGAAAAACGAAGGAGACCGGUGGAAAAAGUUAAGGAAAGCGAAUAAACUGGUUGGACGCGAUCAAAGAGACGGCGAGAGGAAAGUUCGCCACGUUUCUCCGCACGCGAACUUCCCCGUUGCGUUCGUGCGGCAACUGUUCUCUUUGACACAGAACGCCCGGGGAAAACAAAGAGGAGAGAGAGAGAGAGAGAGAGAGAGAGAAGACGUGCUUUCGGACACAGUGACGAGCUUAAUCAAGCAAUCAGAAGGCACGUGCGCCUAGAAUUGAACGUGUUCGUUCGAUACUCAUCGCUGGUUUCUACCCACUAGGGUUCUCUAUGCUUGAAAAUCGAUGGAACCACACAAGUUGGAUCAAUGGCCGAGUUGGAAGGGGAGGAAAAAGUCAACCGGCUGGAUCUAGUCGUGCCGUACCUUGGUUACGUUAGCUUUUAUUUAUCGAAUAGUUGCUUUAUUUGAGUAUUCGUCAUCCGUAGCAAGAAAGGAGAAAAAAAAGAAAAAUUAAAAAAAAAAAUUCAGCUUGGAAAAAAUGUGUCUCGUGUGACAGGGAGAGAAAGAGAGGGAGAAUGAGUGUGUGUAUGAGAGAGAAAGAGAGAGAGAGAGAGAGAAGAAAGCGUGGAUACAUUUUUAUCAGAGGGAAGCGUCGAAUGAACGAAUUCGAGAAUGUUGAAUUCUAUUUUGAAUUUCGUUAUCGGAACAAUAGUGGCACUAGGAAGGAAACAAAAAAUAUAAAUCGUGAUGGAACGUAAAAAUGGAAUUUUUUAAAGUGUCGCCAAGUGUUCAAUUGUCAAUAGCACGAAAAAGUGUUUUGCUUUCUUGAAACGGGUUUAACCUCAAAGUUAAAGAUUAAAUUCUUUUCUUUCGAUAAUAAUCCACCAGAAAAAGGAAAUGAAGAAAUACAAAGGAGAAAGAAAUGCGAAUUUAUCGACAAAAAGUGUAUCCUCGACUAGUCGACUAGUUGCCAUUUCUGUUUUCAAAGCAAAUACGAUGAAACGAGCUGUUGGGAUAUUGUGGAGAUAACACACAAUUUUUCUAACUAAUAUUAGGUGUUUCUGAGGAUCGGACACGUCAAGGAACCCAAUUAGCACGAAAUAGCGACGAAGCUGUGGGGAAUCAAAAAGAAAUCGCACAUCACACGAUAAUUCGAAAAUUUAUUCGAAUUAUUUCUCUAAUUUCGAUUUUCUGUGUUUCAAAGAUCUGAUCUUUGAAAAUGAACAUCGAAACAAUGAAACGGAAAAUCGUGCUUCCACCUAUAUAUACUUAAAUGACUAUUAUUAAUAAACAAGAAGACUCGAUCAAACUUUUUUACUAAACUACUAAAUGUCUACUACUAGUCUACUAAAUGUUCGCAAUAAAAUCAACAAUCAUACAGAAGAGUAGACUUGAAAAGAAUCGAAUCGAUUCGUAUAUUCUAAAGAUUACGAACUGCGCGAUACUUUAGUCGCGGAUAAUGAUACAACACACAGUAUUCUCGUUUAAGGAAAUCACCGACAAUGGAACGAAACGACGUACUCGAAAUAAAUCGUGAGAUACUGGGAUAUCAAAGAAAAUCGACAAACGAAGCCCUGGCAUUUCGUUAUAGAACGAGUACUUCAUUUUGUCUCGUUAGAAGAGAGAAGCUUUAUUGGAACGAGCAUCUCGUGUACAGUGCUGUGCAAAUGUUCAAGAAAGAAGGUGAAUUAAUCGUUGGAGAAGAAAGAAGAAGAAGAAGAAGAAGAAGAAGAAGAAUCUUUGGGAAGAUAUAGAAAUGGCAAGGGCUUGGUGAAAGAUUUUCCUGGAAGAGGGAACAAAUUGUAAGCCGGUGAAAACGCGAAGAGAAUUUGUUCUGGUCUCGAAACGCGAUUUCUACUAGUUAGAAACGGCUUUGAAUGAUCGAACAUUGAUCAACGAAGGCUCGAUCAACGAAGAACCGUUUCGUCGAUAUUUUUCAUCGACCUCGAAGAAACGCCAAUAAAAUUAUACUGCUUCAGAUGCGGAACAUACUCUAGAUACGCGAUUGCUUAUGCAAUCGAUACACCGCAUAAUCGAGAGGCGGAAAGUGACAAGCUACUGAUGAUAGUCUGCAAUCGCGUACGGAACUAUUUCUAUGAAGAUAUUCCAUCGAGAUAUGCUGUUCUUCUUAAGAAAUUUCUAUGCCGCAGAAAUAUCAGCAAUUGUGCUGUUACUAUCUUUCUGUUGAAUACUUUCAGAUAAUUUUAUUAGAUUACAAUAUCUUUAGAGAUAUUGAUUCUUCUCUGUGAAAAUCUUAUAAUGAUUCAUAAAGACUUCUUUCGAGAUUACCACUGAAUCACAAGAAGAAUAUCAAUGGAAAUUUCGACCGAUAUUAAGAUAACUCUAUCGUUGAAGAGUUGUCUCCAACACUUGAUUUUAUCAUUGGCUUAGAAAAUAUCGAGAAAGAGGUGUUGCGUAAAAUCAUAGUCAUUACCUGUGCACCCGAUUGUAGAGUAUAUCGUGGCUCGGAGGUGAACUGGAAGAGAAAAAGAAGAAAGAGGGGAUGACGCCUUUUCAAUAGGAUGGAAGAGGACGCUAUUCUUUCCGUGUUUCGGCUAUCGCCUGUAAACAGAGGGAAGAGUGGUGGCGUGAAUCUUCAAGAGGUCGAUUCUUCUGUUGAAAAAGAAUUAGUUCCAGUUUAGUGGCUCGGCACAAGUUCCAUCAGACAAUGGUAGAGAUAUCUCGACGGCCUUUUGAAAGCCUAGGAAAUAACUAUCUAAAGUAUUUUUUGAAGUAUAAGUUUAUAAAAAAAAAUCCUUAAUCUUGUUUCUUAAUCUGUUAUAAUUUAUAAUGCAAAUAUUUCAUCAAAGAAAUCGAUAAAUGUCGAUAAAUUUCAAAAAAAUAUAUAAUAUGAGUUCUUUUAUGCACUAAUUUUGUGAUUAUUGAAAGUGAAAGAAAAAUAUUGUUUUUAAAUUAAUACUAUGAUGACUAAUUUCUAUCUAAAAAUAUUGAAAUAAUAGUAUUGCAAAUAAAUAAAAAAGGUGUUUUAUAAAAAUCGUUAAAGAAUUUAUUAAAAACAAUAUUAUAGAUACAGCUUUAAAAGUUUCUAAAAGCUUUCUGAAAGCUUCGACAGUUUAUAAAUGUUAAUUCAUACAGAAAAAUAUAAAGAACAAUAUAUACAUAUAUAUACUAUAAGUAUUUAAAAAUGAACAUUUAAAUAAAAAAAGUAUAUAGUGAGACAAUAUUUAAAGAAAUAAAAAAACAAUAUCAGUAACCACAAUUAAUUCUCAGACAUAGUUUAUCAAAUUUGCACUGAAUUAUUGACUUUAACAAAAUUAUACAUCAUCCAAACAAAUAUAUCAUCGUUCACAUUGUUAAAAUAAAAAAAAAACGUACGAAUUUUAAAAUAAACAAGUAACAUCAAAAAACGAAAUAACAUACAAAUAUCUCAAAAUGAAUUGUUGUUACUCCUUACCAAGUUUGCUUAUGUAACCAACAAGAGAGAUGAGUUGAAUAAAAAAGAAGAAGAAGUGAAAGAAGAAGAAGAAACGAAAGAAGAAGAAAGAGAGAAAAGAAACUCUAGAACAUCUUCCACUUCAUAGUAGAAUUGUUGGUCAGUUGCUUUAAAAGCAUUCUGUUACAUUGCCAUAUUUUAGACGGGAAAAUAGAAGAAUGGAAUAGGAGAUAGGAGAGAAAUGGAGAAGCAAUAAGUUAUAGGAUCGAUUUCGUUGAAGCGAUAUUAUAUUGCCUCGAUGAGAAAUGGAAGUUGUGGAAGCGCAGGUGUAUCGAACAAUUGUGUAACAUUGUCUUUUCACAUUAAAGGAACGUUCGUUCUGUUUUUAAAUGAUUCUCGCGCGAAAAUAAUACGAGCCAUCGUAAAACACGGAGAACACGUUUCUCGGAGAAGUUCUCUAACUUAGUUUCGAAUAGUGUGUCUUCCAUUCCUCGAAAUUUCAAUUUCGGGGAUUAACACCUAACUUGUUUGAAAACUUAGUUUUUGCAUAUUAUUAUAUAUAAAAAGAAAAAAAAUUUGAAUGAAAGAUCGAUGGGAUUGUACGAAAUCGUUCAAAUUAUUCAAACAAUUUAGACAGAAAAGAAGCAAGAAAAUUGAUCGCUUCUCGAAAUUUUUUUCAUCAAUGAUGAAGGAAUAGCGAGUUUAAUAAUCUGGACAAAGCGAAAAGCGAAAUUGAAGAUGCGCAUGGNAAAAAAAAAAAAAAGACAAAAUGAAUCGAUGUUAGCUGCCGAAGAAGUCUGAUUUUCGUGCACGUGGAGUCUCUAAUUCGACUUGGAACGUUCUACAUGGCAAACACAUGGAAUUCGAGAAAAAUUAUUUUCAUUGUCGCGCGAUUACACGUGUGACGUGUUGAUGAAAAAUUAAAAUUAAAAGAAAAUUUUGUUCCUUUUCUACAUAAAUUGUUUAAAAUGUGAUUUUAAAUUAUAAAUGUGAUUAUACACGGUUUAAGAAACAUCGUUCACGAUAGCGUAUGUACCAUAAUUUCUCAUUAUUAAUUAUUAUUUCG
Messenger RNA from Apis laboriosa (Himalayan honeybee), 5733 nucleotides. RefSeq lists its product as uncharacterized. NCBI's taxonomy places the organism in Eukaryota, Metazoa, Arthropoda, Insecta, Hymenoptera, Apidae. The record is from RefSeq and is a predicted model, not a curated record. The transcript has 6 exons. The coding region runs from base 223 to 924 and encodes 233 amino acids.